ACCAUGCCUUUUGGAUUAAAAGUACCUUCCAAGAACACACUAAUUUUUAGUGGUGUUGCAGGUGGCAUUGCAGGUCUUGUCUAUUCUAGUAAUAAAUAUGCCCAAGAUGCCAGAACAAGACUUUCUCAACGAGUUUCUUUUCUCGCUGACAGACCUUGUGGUGUCCAUGAAAUGCCUCGUAAAGUCACAGUGUAUAUUACUGCACCACCUGGUGAUGGACUUGAAAAGAGUCGAACUUGGUUUCGUGAAUAUGUCAAGCCUAUUCUUGUUGCAGGUGCUGUCGAUUGCGAAAUUAAAGAAGCUAAAUCGCCUGGCCAAAUUGAAACUUCUGUCAUGGAAGAAAUCGUUCAACGUCGUCGUGAAGCCGCCGAAGCAGCAAAAAACAAGUCCAACACAGGAUUUACAACACCUGUGGAUAACAUGAACAACAAGAAGAAAAGUGAAGUGGUAUCCGAUGGUAUUUUAGGGAUUGGUAGAAAUGCGAAUCGUGAAGUACUGAGUGGAUUAGCCAAGGGUUGA
Mucor mucedo is the source of this 519-nucleotide messenger RNA. RefSeq names its product mitochondrial import inner membrane translocase subunit Tim54. Lineage: Eukaryota; Fungi; Mucoromycota; Mucoromycetes; Mucorales; Mucoraceae. The annotation marks the transcript as partial. The record is from RefSeq and is a predicted model, not a curated record. The transcript has 4 exons.